UGCAAAGAAUUGAAUUUUUUGUGUAAACAAUUUUUUUAGCCUAACACAGUUCCUUGAAUUUGAAAUUGAAUAACUUUCUAAACAAUAAACUACGCGACCUAUCAGUGGUGCUUACACAUCAGCAGCAAUGAGUGCAGAAGAGGAUUCUGAAACUGCUUGGCUGGAGACCGUCACUAUUGGUGGAUUUCGCGCGUGGCAUAUAAUUGCGAUAUGUCUCGGCAUCUCUUUAAGUAUUUUAAUUAUGGUCUGCUGUUGCAUUCGCUUCCGGAUACCGCGCACAAAACAAGAAAUAGAAGCUGACUACCAGCGUAAGCAAAUAACGAAGAAAUUCCGUGAAAAACUUCAGCAAAUCAAAAACUCUGAAAUGGACGAAAUGGAUUUACAAAAAGCACUGCAUUCUAUCAAAUUGGAAGAUUUUGAAGUGCCAUAACAUCCCCAUACAUCCGCCUGCAUGCCUUUGCUUUGUACUUGUUCAUGUCGGUCCAUUACUUAUGCACAAGCGAUUGUCGAAUUCAUUGCACAUAUACAAGCCGAGUAUUUAUCGGCGCAAAGCAGCUGUGGCACGAGCGACGGCGACAAUGCCGCCAAAGAUCCUUAUGGGAGCAUCAAAUUCAAAAGCAACAUACAAGUGCCUGCGUAAACGAGCACAUCCAUACAUACUUACUCAUCUAUAUAUAAUAUAUAAAAAUUAGUGAAAAAAUAGAGCAUUUAAA
This is a messenger RNA of Anastrepha ludens (Mexican fruit fly), 713 nucleotides long. Its product is annotated as transmembrane inner ear expressed protein. Bases 128 to 430 code for a protein of 100 amino acids. NCBI's taxonomy places the organism in Eukaryota, Metazoa, Arthropoda, Insecta, Diptera, Tephritidae. The transcript is spliced from 4 exons. The record is from RefSeq and is a predicted model, not a curated record.